Messenger RNA from Stereum hirsutum FP-91666 SS1, 1205 nucleotides. RefSeq lists its product as uncharacterized. Gene Ontology annotation, cellular component: extracellular exosome; endoplasmic reticulum-Golgi intermediate compartment. The transcript has 9 exons. Bases 60 to 998 code for a protein of 312 amino acids. Gene Ontology annotation, molecular function: calcium ion binding. Lineage: Eukaryota; Fungi; Basidiomycota; Agaricomycetes; Russulales; Stereaceae. The record is from RefSeq and is a predicted model, not a curated record.
CGAACGUCCACCCAACCCCGGCGUACUUUUUCUUUUACCGCUAUCUUUGUCUGUACACAAUGCACCUUCAAUCCUUACCAUUCUCGCUCUUUCUUUAUCUAUGCUCGGUAGCCGCGCACGGUGCGCACGAGGAGUCGAAGGAACCUCUCACCGGUGAUGCAGCUCAGUACGCGCAAAGACAUAUGGCGACGGAACAUCAUAUCGACUCGUUCGAUCUGGCGAGCUUCUUCCAGCUCCAUGACUUGAACCGGGAUGGUGUGUGGGACAAGGAAGAGGUUGAGGCCAUCUACGGGGUGCACCACGUAUACUCACAGAAGAAGUCCAAGGAUGACGAAGAGCACAAGGCUAAGGCCAAAGUUAUUGUCGACACGAUAAUGAACGCCUUGGACAAGAACAAGGACGAAGUGGUCACGAUGGAGGAGUUCGAGAGCGUUGGACUUGCUGCCCUGCCGAAUUUCGACAACAUGGGAGCCGAGGGACAUCAUUACGACGUUGAGAGCGAGUUCUUCCUCCACCACGAAGAGGAAUAUCACUCAACGCCCGAAACCCAAACCGACGAAGCUUACAACCACCCCGAAGACAUCGAGCAUUUCGCCUCGCACGAGAAGAUCGAAAUCCAAGAAGCCGAGCGCGAAGCCAAAUUCCAAGGCAUCUCAGUCGAGGAGGCCCUAGCCCAGCACGAACCCCCGCCUGAAGACCCUAACGCCCCCGCACCGGAGUCUAUCACCAACGAUUCUGCGAACGUCGUGGCUGAGGGAGGUGAUGUCGCUCAAGAGCCCGUGGCGGCGGCGUCGAAGAAGAUCCAGGUGCAGCGCGAGCCGUCGCCUGAUGAGGUGGAUCCUGCUAUUCGGUUCAGGGAGGCGAAGGCGGAGAGUGAGAAACAUGGGGAAUGGGGAAGUGGGGACAGCGGGUAUAAGUUCCCCAGCAGUCCGUCCGAGAAGAUGAGGAAAAAUCUCCCGUACAAGUACAAGUUCCGCCGUAGCUGGGGUGACUUCUAGUUGUUGGGCGCACGGAGUAUUCGACGAGUCUAGGCCGCUUCCUUUUGGUUAAUGUUAUGUUCUUCUUUUCUGUCGUCCGUGGAAGGUCCCUAUUUAAACUCCAUUUCACUCUGCUACCUUGUGGAAUGUACCAGCUUACAAUAUGUCCAUGGCUAUAACAUUCUCUUCUCAUGUGGCUCUUCCCUUGACAGGAUGAGGCGCACAUCC